Pelobates fuscus (common spadefoot toad) is the source of this 3812-nucleotide messenger RNA. RefSeq names its product collagen alpha-1(IX) chain-like. The coding region runs from base 78 to 2852 and encodes 924 amino acids. The transcript has 38 exons. Lineage: Eukaryota; Metazoa; Chordata; Amphibia; Anura; Pelobatidae. The record is from RefSeq and is a predicted model, not a curated record.
AAAAGUUACUUAGCCUCUGUAAAGUUUAGUUCCUUAGGAUGCCAGGGAUCUAAUGCCAAGCCAAGCCAUAAGGAACCAUGAGGGGCAUUUGGAAAGCUCCAUUUAUCUUGUGCGUGAUCAGCUUACUGGAUUCACCAGUGUCAUCCACCAUAGAGCAUUAUACAAGAUUCCCAUUUAGCCUCAAAUUCAGCCAUGUCCAACACAAAUGCCCUCCAAUUAAAAAUGGAGAAGACGAUCUUCCGGGCUUUGACCUGAUUUCCAAGUUCCAGAUUGACAGAGCUGCUUCUGUUGGUGCCAUCCGGACAGUGGUUGGAACAUCUCCUUUCCAAGUGGCUUAUCAAAUGGGCACAAAUGUUGACUUCAGAAUUUUGACAAGGCACAUAUACGCCAGUGGGUUACCAGAGGAAUACUCCUUUAUGUUUACUUUUCGAAUGAAUGAGAAUACUCGACACAAAUACUGGAGCAUCUGGCAAAUUGUAGAUGCCAAAGGCAAACAGGAGGCUGCCAUCAACUUCAACGGGCCUCAGAAGGCAUUGGAAUUUGUUUAUAAAGGAGCAGAUCGAGUCCACAAAAUCACCUUCCCUAACCUGCCCUUCCUGUUUGAUACCAAGUUUCACAAAGUUCUAUUCAGUGUGGAGAAGGACAGACUCACUCUGUACAUUGACUGCAUAAGAGUUGAUACAUUUGAUCUAGUCCCUGCUGGAAAAAUUACCCUGGAUGGCUACACCAUAUUGGGCAAGCUGACUAACAAUCAUGAGGUAUCAGUGCCAUUUGACCUCCAGUGGAUGCUAAUUCAUUGUGAUCCUCUGCGGCCUCAAAGAGAGUCUUGUACUGAGCUGGAAGCCAGGAGAGCAGUCAGCCAAGCACUCCUAGAGAGAGGACCACCCGGACCGCCUGGACCUGUGGGCCCCCCCGGAACCCCAGGAGUCCCUGGUAUUGAUGGAAUUGAUGGAGACAGGGGUCCUGAUGGUCCUACAGGCCCACCGGGCCUAGAUGGGGAUGAUGGAAAACCUGGAUCUCCUGGAUUACCAGGCGAGCCCGGGGCUGAUGGACUGACAGGACCAGGAGGAUCACCGGGUCCAGUUGGACCACGGGGGCAAAAGGGUGAACCAGGACUGCCAGGCUCUCGAGGAUUAUCAGGUGGAGGAGUUUCUGGACCAAGAGGUGCUUCUGGUCCACCUGGUCUCCCUGGAGAGUUGGGGCGCGCUGGACCACUGGGAGAUGCUGGUGACCGAGGUGUCCCAGGGCCACCUGGCCCCCCAGGGCCAAGAGGGGCCGUUGCUCUGCAUGAAGGAGACCCAGUGUGCCCAAAUGCAUGUCCGCCUGGUCGUCCAGGAUACCCAGGAUUGGCAGGAAUGAAGGGCCAUAAAGGUGUUAAAGGAGAAGCAGGGGAACCAGGAAAACAAGGCCACAAGGGAGAAGAGGGUGAACAAGGAGGUAUUGGCGAUGUUGGAGCUCAAGGCCCUACAGGACCCCAAGGUCUGAGAGGAAUCACUGGGGUAUUGGGAGCUAAGGGUGGCAAGGGAACUCGUGGAACUGAUGGAGAACCCGGUCCUCGAGGAGUUGCUGGUGCAUCUGGGGAUCAAGGUCAACGAGGUGGAGUAGGAGAAGCUGGGCCAAAAGGUGACAGAGGCCCUGCAGGACCAAGAGGUAUAACUGGAAUGCCAGGCUCAAAGGGUGAGGCGGGCUUGCCUGGUGUUACUGGUCGUGAUGGAAUCCCUGGAAUGCCAGGAUCAAAGGGGGACUCAGGGGAACCUGGUGCUCCGGGAGAAGCUGGCCUACAGGGAUUACCUGGUAUGCCAGGAAAUCCGGGAGCUAAAGGAACAGCUGGAGAGAAGGGUAACAGUGGUGCUCGUGGGGUGUCUGGACUAAUGGGAAACUCUGGUAAACCUGGGGAUCAGGGGCCUCAAGGUGAAAUUGGCCCCAUUGGGCCUGUUGGACCUUCGGGUGACAGAGGUGAAACAGGACCCAUCGGUCCUCCAGGGCCACCUGGGAAACAAGGUUCUCAAGGUGAUCCUGGCUUCCUUGGCUUGCCAGGUCCUCCUGGUCUUCCUGGUCUUAAAGGUGACAGGGGUGGAGUUGGUGAGAAUGGACCUAAAGGUGAUCAGGGUGGUCCUGGAGAGGAAGGUUACGCGGGAGAAAAAGGUGAACAGGGUGAUCUAGGAAAUGCUGGCGCAAAGGGAUCUGUUGGAAGCCCUGGUGAAUCUGGUAACCGUGGACCUGAAGGAAGUCGUGGACAGCCAGGCGUAGAAGGUCCUCAGGGAGCAGCUGGACCUAGAGGAGUGCAGGGUGAACACGGAGCUCCUGGGUUACCUGGCAGCCAAGGCCCAGCAGGUAAAGAACCAACAGAUCCUCACAUUAAACAAGUAUGCAUGAGAGUUUUACAAGAGCAGUUAGCUAACUUGGCAGCCAGUCUACGAAGGCCUGAAUCUGGAGCUGCUGGUCUGCCUGGUCGACCCGGACCUCCUGGGCCACCUGGCUCACCUGGAGAUAAUGGUUUACCUGGACAUACUGGAUCCAGGGGUCUACCUGGGCUCAAGGGUCCACCUGGUGAGCUGGGUCGUAAAGGUCCAAAAGGUGAUUCAGGAGAAAGAGGAGAACGAGGAUUACCAGGGAGAGGUCCGAAGGGAUUCCCUGGUUUGCCGGGACUUACAGGUGAACCAGGCAAACCAAGCUAUGGUAGAGAAGGCCGUGAUGGAGAGAGAGGCCAACCUGGCCCUGCUGGGCAACCUGGAAUUCCUGGACCUCCAGGUCCUGCUGGCCCUGCAGGCUUCUGUGAUCCAUCUUCCUGCAGCCUUCAGGCCAUAGCUGCUCCUCAGUCUGCUAAAGAUUCCAACAUGAAAGGCCCUUGAACUGUUAAAACCACGAUUCUGUCUGCGACUGCUAAUAACAUCAAAGAAUGAAAGAAACAAAAAGCAUAGUAAACAAUGACUUUUUAUUAUCAACAGCAGACUAUAAUAUACUGUAUGGGUGGUAACAAAAACAAAACAAAACAAAACAAAAAACGACCAUAUUUGGAAAACAUGGUGCUUGUGCUAUGAGAAGACUUUUUCAACUUCGAAACAAAAUAACAAUAAUUGUUUUAAUAGAGAUUUUAAUGUGCCACUCUCCCAAGUCACCAGGUAGAUCUCAAGGAAGACAAAAUGUGCUUUAUAUUAAAUUUUAACCAUCCUCUUAUUAAUAUUUUAGAAUCCCACUGAUUAUAUUUCAGCAAAGGUUAAUUGUCAGAGUGCUGCAUUAUAUACUUAGGAUUUAAGAUGAUUGAAUCUGAGAAGAAGCAUUCAAGUGCAGAAGGCGAUUGAAAAAUCCCCAAUAGGUUUUGCAGUGAAAAUCAUCAAGCAACUGUAGAAAGAAUUCCAGACUGAAUUGCAGAUAAAAACUAUAACUACGCCCCAAUCAUUUAAUAUUCCUCUAUGUACUUUGCAUCAAUUCACUGUAAUUUUGUUUUUAUAAAAUGGAUGGAAACUGUUUCUGUAAAAAAAAAAAAAAAUGGUAGUACAUGUGUGCUGUAAAUCUCUGUAAAUGUAUUAUGUGAGCUAUUCUGACUAAUAGUGUGUCACAAAGACUUAUUUUAAUUAGAGACAAGGUGACAUCUUCCCCUGUUUACCCUGCGUUGUUUUUAAGCAUUGUGUGUAUAUAGAAUACUGUACCAUCUGAUACCUCCUCUGUGUGACACCAACAUUGCAAUGUGAUGGAUGCAAUAAGAGAUUCUUGAAACCCCAAAAUAAAAACUAUUCAUAGCUAUGAACAAAUAUUUAUUUUCAUGUGGCAUCUCUGGUUGUACAAAAGGAAGAAAUAAAUACUAUUUCGUA